Molecule: messenger RNA, 1713 nt
Organism: Belonocnema kinseyi
Lineage: Eukaryota; Metazoa; Arthropoda; Insecta; Hymenoptera; Cynipidae
Product: retinal dehydrogenase 1-like
Exons: 11
Coding region: 104-1582 (492 amino acids)
Molecular function (GO): aldehyde dehydrogenase (NAD+) activity
Source: RefSeq, a predicted model, not a curated record
CUAGAAAGUGCAGUUCACCCGGUGCAACCUGUAAGCGCGCAGUUGUAGUUUCGUCCGUAUUGCGUUGUUGUUGUCCGUUGAAGUUACGACAAUAAAAAACAAAAUGGCAAACAUGAAGCCUAACCCAAAUCCAACUAUAAAGUAUUCAAAAAUAUUUAUCAAUAAUGAAUGGCAUUCCUCAGUAAGUGGAAAAGAAUUUCCCGUUAUCAACCCUUCCAAUGAAAAAGUUAUUAUCCAAGUAGCUGAAGCUGAUAAGGCUGAUGUGGACAUCGCAGUAGCAGCUGCGAGAGCAGCGUUUAAGAGAGGAGCAGCAUGGAGAAAAAUGGAUGCUUCCGCUCGUGGAGAAAUGAUACGAAAGUUGGCAGAUCUUUUGGAUGAAAAUGCAAGUGAACUUGCAAGCAUACAAUCAUUGGAAAAUGGAAAACCUUUUGCUAAUUCAUUCGAGGAAGUUCAGAGGUCAGCUAAGGUAUUUCGUUAUUACGCAGGCUGUGUUGAUAAAAUUCACGGUAGCACUAUACCAGCCGAUGGAGAUGUAUUCGUAAUGACGAGAAAAGAACCCCUUGGAGUCGUGGGUGCAAUUAUUCCAUGGAAUUAUCCAGUAACCAUGGUGGGAAUGAAACUUGGACCGGCCUUAGCUACAGGGUGUACGAUCGUACUGAAACCUGCAGAGCAGACACCUUUAACAGCUCUUUAUAUUGCAAAUCUCACAAAGGAAGCUGGUUUUCCCAAAGGAGUUUUAAAUGUUGUUCCUGGUUAUGGUGAUCCAGCAGGCUCAGCUUUGGCUGAACAUCUUGAUGUCAACAAAGUUGCAUUUACUGGUUCUGUGGGGGUUGGAAAGAAAAUAAUGGAAAUUUCUGCAAGAAGUAAUUUGAAGAGGGUCACCUUGGAACUUGGCGGCAAGAGUCCAUUGGUAGUUUUUGAUGAUGCAGACUUGGAACUGGCUGUUACUUACACUACUCUGGCUUUUCUAAAUGCCGGACAAAUUUGUUUAGCCCCGACGAGAAUAUUUGUUCAAAGUAGCAUUUACGACAAAUUUGUGAGCAUGGUUGUUAAUAGAGCGUCGUCUUUAAAAGUUGGAGGACCUUUUGAACCUGAUGCUUUCUACGGUUCUCAGAUCGACGAUAGGAUAUUCAAAAAGGUUCUGGAUUACAUUGAAAUUGGAAAACGAGAGGGUGCGAAAUUGGAAACUGGUGGAAAUCGCCACGGUUCUGUUGGAUUUUUUGUUCAGCCUACAGUUUUCUCAAAUGUUAGGGACGACAUGACAAUUGCUAAAGAAGAAAUUUUUGGACCUGUUCAGUCACUUUUUAAAUUCGACACCUUGGAAGAAGUAAUUAAAAGAGCAAACAAUACAAGUUAUGGACUGGCUUCUGGUGUUUUCACAAAAAGCCUUGAUAUAGCCCUAGAAUUUUCAAAAGCAAUUGAAGCUGGCACGGUUUGGGUCAACCAGUGGUUCAAACUCACGGGCCAGACUCCGUUUGGCGGUUACAAGCAAUCUGGAAUUGGUCGAGAACUCGGCAUCGAAGCACUUGAUAAUUAUAUGGAAGUUAAAACGAUCAACAUCAAACUGCCAAGUAAUCACUGAAUGGAUAAUAAUUUGGAAAGAUUCAAAUUAAUUCUUGGGUUAACAUAAUCAAUACACCUGAAGGAAUAUUAUCAUUUUAAUUAAUUGUAAUUAUGUAUCACUCAAUAAAAUGUUCAUUUUUUCACCUAAAA